Molecule: messenger RNA, 765 nt
Organism: Macrosiphum euphorbiae (potato aphid)
Lineage: Eukaryota; Metazoa; Arthropoda; Insecta; Hemiptera; Aphididae
Source: the annotation of a GenBank genome assembly
AUGAAAUUAAUAGUUGUUCCUACAUAUACGUAUAAUCCUGCCAAAUCAUUAGAUUUCACUUCCCACUUAAAUCCCAAACCUUAUUUAGGUUAUGGAUUUGAAAAUCAAAUAAAUGAACAUAAAAAAUUAAAAAAAAUAUCAGAAGGUGAAGAAAGGGAAUUAAGAGAUAGAUGUAUUGCUUUUGUAACUUAUAUUAUAAAACAAUUUCAGCAAAGACUGCCCGAUAAUAUAAGCAUGUUGGAAAAAAUUGAAAUACUAUCUCCAAGUAAUACAUUGAAACAAAUAAAAGAUAAUAUUAGUCCAAUAUGUGAGUUUUUUGGAUUUCAAUAUAAAGAAAUUGAAAAAAUUGAUUUACAGUGGCCCAACAUUAAUUUAUUAAACUGGAAGAAUACUAAUUCAGCUGUAGAGUUUUGGAGUGAAGUGUAUUCAUUUCAAGACUCUGCAAGUAAUAAUCCAUUUAAAGAAUUAGCCAACUUGGCAUUUACUGUUUUAUGUAUACCUUGGUCCAAUGCAGCUUGCGAACGAGUGUUCAGCCAAAUGAAUUUGAUAAAAACAAAGUUAAGGAACAAAAUGAAAUCCCCAAUGCUAAUAAGUUUACUUCAUAUAAGAUCUGGGUUAAAGAGGAAUAAAAAGUGUUGUCACAAUUUUGUAUUACCAGAUACUGUUAUUAAAAAAAUUGGUACAAAUGAUGUAUAUAAUGUUGAAACUGAGUUAAAUGACAAUGAUGAUGAUAAUAUUAUAAGUUUUGCAGACUUUCAAAUUUAA